AUGGUUUGGUCAAAUCGCCGCCUUCUUUUGACAGAGACCCCCCUGAUCAGUGGAGAUGAUACAGAUGAUUCUUCCCACUCAGAGGAAACAAAUUUCGAUUCAGACAUGGUGGUAAUGCUGGUCGCCUUGUUAUGUGCACUAGUAGCUGCACUCCUAUUAAAUUCAGUAGUACAUCUAUAUUUACGACGUAGACGUGAGUCCAUAGAGGCGGCAACAAGUUUACAAGCUUCUGGGCUCGCAAAACGAGCAAUAAAGAAAAUUCCGGUGGCAAGGUUCAGUAUGCGAAGAGGUGGUUCAGCCACUGAAUGCUCAAUUUGUCUUGGAGAUUUUGUAAAUGGAGAGAAGGUGAGAGUGUUGCCGGAAUGUAACCAUGAGUUUCAUGUCAAGUGUGUAGAUAAGUGGCUAAACGAACAUGCAUCAUGCCCAAACUGUAGACGGUCUCUGGUUCCACCUAAGGUUGUUGAUGGCGGAGACCAGGCAUCUGUUAGGGCUGAGCAAGGGGGCAUGUAG
Molecule: messenger RNA, 510 nt
Organism: Lactuca virosa
Lineage: Eukaryota; Viridiplantae; Streptophyta; Magnoliopsida; Asterales; Asteraceae
Source: the annotation of a GenBank genome assembly